GAGUUGAAGUCGUGGACGUGAGGCCAGAUCCAAACUUGCCAGCAUGCAGCCUCGCCUCGUCCUCGUCCUCGCCGCGAUCCUCGUCGGCGUCCAUAGCCGCCCGCAGUACGUAUCGCGGCUUCCCAACGGCGAGAAUGUCCCAGGCGUCAGCGCCAUCGGCCACGUCAACCCGAGCGGCGGCGGCAGCCGCAACGCUUUUGGGAGCGACUUUAGCACCAACGGGCUCGCGUGGAACACGGCGCUGUGCCAGCUCGACUCGGAUGGCGACGGCGCAACCAACGGCGAAGAGCUCGGCGAUCCGUGCUGCACGUGGAAGGCUGGCGCGACGCUUGCAUCCAAGGCGACGCCAACCCACCCGGGCGUCAAGAACAUGUUUACGACGGCGCAGCUUGCAUCGCUCAAGUGCGCCUCGUCCGCCAACAGCACGACGUUGCCGUCGGCUGGCGGCAACGCUUCGGACGCGAAUACCGCUGCUCCGUCCGUGACGUACCCGACGCCCAAGCCCACCUCGGGCGCCGUCUCGUACGCAGCGGCCACAACCCUCGUGGGGACGGUCGUCGCGGCUCUCUAUUGACUUUAAAAAUACAG
Molecule: messenger RNA, 588 nt
Organism: Saprolegnia parasitica CBS 223.65
Lineage: Eukaryota; Oomycota; Saprolegniomycetes; Saprolegniales; Saprolegniaceae
Exons: 1
Coding region: 44-574 (176 amino acids)
Source: RefSeq, a predicted model, not a curated record